Molecule: messenger RNA, 498 nt
Organism: Solanum dulcamara
Lineage: Eukaryota; Viridiplantae; Streptophyta; Magnoliopsida; Solanales; Solanaceae
Exons: 1
Coding region: 1-498 (165 amino acids)
Biological process (GO): chromatin remodeling
Cellular component (GO): nucleus
Source: RefSeq, a predicted model, not a curated record
AUGAUUAAGCUAGUCAUAGGAAGGCUUACUUUGAACAUUAUUAGCGCAUAUGCGCCUCAAGUGGACUUGGACACGGAGGUCAAGAAAGACUUUUGGGAGGAUUUGGAUGAGGUUGUGAGUUGUAUACUGCAAAUCGAGAAGAUAUUCAUUGAUGGAGAUUUUAAUAGACAUAUUAGGGCAACGUUUAGCAGGUUAGGUGAUGUGCAUGGAGGUUAUAGUUUUGGGGAUAGAAACAGAGGUGGAGCCUCGCUCUUAGAUUUUGCCAAAGCUUUUGAGUUGGUGAGAGCUAACUCAUGCUUCCCGAAGAUGGAGAACCACUUGGUUACCUUUCAUAGCACAGUGGCUAAAACUCAAAUAUAUUAUUUAUUCCUUAGAAAGGGUGAUAGAGGACUUUGUAAUGACUGCAAGGUUAUCCCGGGAGAGAAUCUUACUACCCAAUAUAAUCUUUUGGUGAUGGACUUGGAAAUUAAGAGAGAGGGGGAGCAAGAUUGUGUAUGA